Messenger RNA from Fragaria vesca subsp. vesca, 832 nucleotides. RefSeq names its product 50S ribosomal protein L18, chloroplastic-like. Bases 163 to 660 code for a protein of 165 amino acids. The record is from RefSeq and is a predicted model, not a curated record. The transcript is spliced from 5 exons. Gene Ontology annotation, molecular function: 5S rRNA binding; structural constituent of ribosome. Lineage: Eukaryota; Viridiplantae; Streptophyta; Magnoliopsida; Rosales; Rosaceae. Gene Ontology annotation, cellular component: ribosome. Gene Ontology annotation, biological process: translation.
GGUGGAGCAAUUGGGCCGCUAGGCGGUUGGCAGCUGGCGCAUGUGACUGGACACUCUGGCAAGUCUCCAAUAAAGCCCAACACAUGCUGGAAUAUUUAUAUAUUUUAAUGCGUCAACUCUAGACCAAGUGUGCAGGUGCUACUGUAAAUCGUUUCCAUCAGUAUGGCUCUAGUGAACGUUGCUGCUCUCCGGUUUACGUUUUCUGCUCUUUUUAGGAGUCGUUCUGCAGCUUCUGACUUUCAAGUCUUGCAGAUCAGAAGAAGUUUCUUCAUGAAGCCGGUAGUGAUGAGAGCGAGGCAGCCUGCCAGAACCGAAAAUGCAAAAACUCUAAACAGGAGAAUGCAGAAGAAGUACAAUGGCACGCCCACGAAGCCGAGGCUUUCGGUAUUCUGCUCAGACAAACAAUUGUAUGCUAUGCUGGUAGAUGACCAAAACAAGAAGUGCUUGUUUUAUGGAAGCACGCUGCAGAAAUCUAUACGGCAGGAUCCCCAUUGUAGUACCGUUGAAGCUGCUAAACGUGUUGGCGAGGAGUUGAUCAAGGCCUGCAAUGAUCUGAACAUAGGGGAAAUAUUGUCUUAUGAUCGCAACGGCUUUGCUACCGGGGAAAGGAUUCAAGCAUUAGAGAUUGCAAUUGCAGAGUAUGGGUUCUUGUCGAGAUGAAUUGCAGCUGCUUCUGUGUAAACUCCUGUUGAUAUAUCUUGGAAUUGAGUAGUUCUGUUGCAAUCUAAUCUAGACUGUGUUCAGAUAUCAUAUCAGCUCUACAAUUUCCUUGAUAACUUAUGCAUGUGAAACGUUGUCCAUUUGUAUUGAUGAGCGAAGAGUCUGAGUUAAG